GACCAGAGCGGGGAGCUUACAGAUACAUAACAUGCAUUUUACCAGUGAUUGAAGCAUAGCUACUGUGACACAUAGGAAAGUGGUCUUUUCAGCACAGGCGCUGCUGUACCAUGAGUGGGUCUCAGCCAAGCUCGGAGUCCAAAUGUCUUGAGAAUGGUGACAGUGGCAGGAAUAAAACUGGUGUAUCCAGUCUGCUUAAGUACAGGUUUCAGAAGACAGCGGUUAACAAAGUGCAGAGUGUCAAGAAUGGGGUGGAAGUCACCAGGGCCCAACCCUCAACUCCAGAAAAACAACAGGUGACUGUGAUCCCAGAGACUCCAGAAGCCAGUCACCCAAGUCCUAUAUCUAGUCCAAUAUUUACCAAAGUCCAGCAGGACUCCAGUCCAAUGUCUAGUCCAGUAUUCACAAAGACCAAGGGAAGGAAAGCACCUGCUCGCAUUUUAGAAACAGACUCUGAGGAAGAAUCUGCCAAAUCUCCACUGAAAACUCCAUCUUCUCCAUGGCUGUCCAAAGAAUUUGGUAAACAAGUAUUGAACGGAACUGUGGAUCUUAGUCACAAAGCAGAGACAGAGUUUUGUGAGAAACUAACUGCGUUACAGGAGUUGUUUCCGACCAGGCCAAGAGUGUAUCUGGAACAGGCAAUUAAAUCUACCCCUAACUUGGACCAAGCAAUAGAUGCUGUUAUAGCAUUUGACACAAUGGGCACUUCAGAGAGGAAGAGGUCACGCCAGGAAAGCCAGGAGAGUGUGGAGUCUGACAUAUCUUUUCCAAGGUCUAAGAAAUGCCGGCCACUGCGGAUAGACAGCUCUAGUUCCCAGCAUUCACAGGAGGAGGAGGUUGCUAGUUUUCAUAUAGAUGAAGAAACCAAACAAGAAAGGAUUAGAUUUCUUAAAGAAGCAUUCCCAAAUAUCCCUGAAAAGGAUCUGUCUGUGGUACUGUCAGAUAACCAGUGGUCAAUGGAACAGGCCACCGAGUCCUUGACAGCAUUCCAAAGCCAGGGGGAUGACCAAAGUAACCAGCAACAUGAUGGUGACAAGGAAGUUAUUGAGAUAUCUGAUGAAGACAGCAACCAGCCUUCUACAUCACUGCCUGUUAAACAACAGCAUAUUCAGUACACAGCAAAAAGGAAAAACAUUAAAGAUUUUGAGGAGGAAGAAGAGGAGUUUGAAAUGGGUGCCUAUGACAGUGAUAGUAGCAUUGAGUUUGAUGAAGAUGACUCACGACGUCAGGCUGCCAGGGAGAUGGUGUUUUCUUUCUUCAAUGAAGCAAUAUAUGAAGAGCUCCUUAAUAUGCCCACCUGCUCCAAGAAAAAAGCUGAACUUAUUAUGAGUCUAAGGCCUUUUGAAAGCUUUCAGGAUUUGGUAGAAAAAUUUGAUUCCACCAAAGGACUGAGCUACGAUACCCUGACAGGUUGCCAGGAGCUGAUCCGCACACGAGCAGCUGUGACAAAGCUGAUGUUGAGAUGUGAGGACAUUUCUAGGAGGAUGGAGUCUCUGGUCAGCAGACUGACUGGAGAUGUGGCCUUGCAUGGAGAGGAGGGAGAAAUCACCCGGCAACCAAGUGUACUCAAUUCAGAUUUCACUUUAAAGCCUUAUCAAAUGGUCGGCCUGAACUGGAUUAGACUGAUGCACAAACAGGAGUUGAAUGGAAUUCUUGCAGAUGAAAUGGGUCUAGGCAAGACUAUACAGGCCAUAGCAUUCCUAGCACAUCUCUUAGAAAUAGGUGACACUGGACCUCAUAUCAUUAUUGUGCCUUCUUCAACUUUGGACAACUGGCUUAGAGAGUUAAAAGUGUGGUGCCCAAGUCUUGAGGUGUGUGUCUACUAUGGUAGUCAGAGUGAAAGGGCCGAAAUCAGAUACCAAAUACUUGGAGGACAGAUUGACUUCAAUGUUAUGGUUACCUCGUACAACAUUGCCACUGGUACAGCAGAGGACAGGGGUUUAUUCAAGAAGUUCAAGUUCCAUUAUGCUGUAUUAGAUGAGGCACACAUGUUGAAAAAUAUGUCAUCUGCUAGAUACCAGAGUCUAAUGAGAGUCAGUGCAAGCAGACGUCUGCUGCUCACAGGGACCCCUCUGCAGAACAAUCUGGUAGAGCUGAUGUCCCUGCUCUGCUUUGUGAUGCCUGAAAUCUUUGUUGGGAAAACAGAACAGCUGAAGAGGAUUUUCUCAACUUGUACUAAAGGGGCCAGUGACAAUUCUGGACGAAGUGAGUUUGAGAAGGGCAGAAUAGCUCAUGCUAAACGCAUCAUGAAGCCUUUUGUCUUGAGGCGCUUGAAGUCUGAGGUUCUGAAACAGCUGCCAGCCAAAGUAGAAAAAAUACAUCAUUGUCCCUUGACAAAUGAACAGCGGCGGCUGUAUGAUGAGCUGGUGACUAAAUACUCCGCACAGUCUUUAAAGGAAGACCAAGAGGAAAAGGGGUCCUCCAUCUUAAUGCAGCUUAGAAAGAUGGCCAACCACCAACUUCUGCAUAGGAACAAAUAUCCUGAUAAUGUGCUGAGACAUAUGGCCAAACUGAUGUUGAAGGAACCUACGCACACAGAUGCCAAUGAAGAAUAUAUAUACGAAGACAUGCAAGUUAUGUCCGACUUUGAACUCCAUAAGUUAUGUCAAAUGUACAAGGUUUUGUCAAAUUUUGAUCUGAAGGAGGAGGUUAUUUUGGAAACUGGAAAAUUCCGGGUGUUAGAUGACUUUCUACCUGACAUGAAGACUAAGGGUGACAGGGUGCUGCUUUUUAGUCAGUUUACUAUGAUGUUAGAUAUUAUAGAAGAAUAUAUGAAAGCUAGAGGACACAGAUACUUCAGAUUAGAUGGAAGUACCCCUGUAGUAGAAAGACAAGAAAUGAUAGACAGGUUCAACAACGACAAAGACAUCUUCAUAUUUUUACUGUCCACUAAAGCUGGUGGUCUGGGCAUCAACCUGACUUCGGCCAAUGUUGUGAUACUCCAUGAUAUAGACUUCAAUCCUUACAAUGACAAGCAGGCAGAGGACAGGUGUCACAGAGUAGGGCAAACAAGAGAUGUGACAGUGAUCCGUCUUAUUGCUUCUAACACAGUGGAGGAGGCCAUGUUGGCCUGCGCCAACCAGAAAUUACAACUAGAACAAGAUCUCACUGGGAAACAAAACACAUCAGAGGCCUCAGUUGUUGUCAAGCUACUUAAAGAGUCCUUGAAAGCUGGAACAAGCUCAGGGAGUGAAGUGUGAAGAGAAAUUCCACUCAAAUUACACUAGAUAAUACUCUGGCUACUUCAUACUGAAUUGGAGAAUGACUCUUGGUGUAGUUCAACACAUUCAAGCUCUUACAAAAACAUGAAGAUUUUUGUGAUUAUGAAAUACAGUUUCUCAUUUUGAUAUUUAGUUUGCAUGUACAAGGUCUUCACUGAUGUUAUUGAGUAACAUAUUCCCUGUUCACAGUGAAAUGGUUUAAGUUAUUGCAUGAAGAUUGAUGUAAUUUUUGAUUAUCUGUUCAUAAUUAUCAUACCAAUCAUGAUGUGAAAUUAAGAAAUUUGUGAAGGUAAUUGGGGUACACCGCUUUUUAGAGUGACUGGAUUGAUUUGAUAAUUGUGCCAUUAAUUUGAAGUUGAGGCCCUUUUUUUGUUGAAGAGAGGUGUCAGAAUAGAUGUCCUGUGUUUUUUUUUUUUUUUGGUUAUAGAAUUAAAAAACUUAAUUGCAUGAAAUACCAUUUUAUAACCAAUUUUUCAUCCAAACAAAAUAUGACAAAACUAAGCAUGAUGUUACUUGAUCCUUCAUACUGUUAUCUCAAUUAUGUAUAAUAAAAGUAAAGAUUAAAACUAAUGUAUUUCUAAUAAAAGAAGGAGAUGUCUUUCUAUAAAA
Molecule: messenger RNA, 3830 nt
Organism: Lingula anatina
Lineage: Eukaryota; Metazoa; Brachiopoda; Lingulata; Lingulida; Lingulidae
Product: SWI/SNF-related matrix-associated actin-dependent regulator of chromatin subfamily A containing DEAD/H box 1
Molecular function (GO): ATP binding; ubiquitin binding
Source: RefSeq, a predicted model, not a curated record